Messenger RNA from Lodderomyces oxycetoniae, 1140 nucleotides. RefSeq lists its product as uncharacterized. The record is from RefSeq and is a predicted model, not a curated record. Lineage: Eukaryota; Fungi; Ascomycota; Pichiomycetes; Serinales; Debaryomycetaceae. The transcript has a single exon. Bases 1 to 1140 code for a protein of 379 amino acids.
AUGGACCAAUUCAUUGUUGGUUAUAAACAAAAAUAUUACUGUCCAGAUAAUAAUCCCAGGGUAAUUCGCAAAAGAAGUAGCAAUGGACAAUUGAUGUCGUUGAGAACAUCACCAAGAGUUAUUGAUAACGCAGAGAUAAUAAUGAAAUGCAAUGAAGAAAAUGAAGAGGAGAAGGAGAAGGAGAAGGAAGAGAGGGAACAGGACAAGCAAAUGCCAGCAUUACUAGUAAAGAACAAUAAUAAUAUUGCCAAAAAGGCUGACAUCUUUUCAUCAUUUGAUGGAUGUUAUGAAACACAUAGCUUUAUGGCAAAUACGUCAAGAAGAAUGUUUUCAGAUCUGCAACUUCGGAAAAAGUCUUUUUUCCCAACACUCGAACUAAAUUUGAAUAUGGGUGAGCUAAUGCAGGAGGAAAUGGAAGAGGAAAUGGAGGAAAGAGCGGUGGUAGUGGCGGCGAUGAACAAGAAAGAAAAGGUAGAGGAGAAGGAGGAUCAACAUCUGGUUGAUAAAAUUCACGAACAAACACAAAAUGUGAUGUCAGGAUGGAGUGGUGAUGAACAAACACAGAAUGUGAUGCCCGGAUGGGGUGGUGAUGAACAAACACAGAAUGUGAUGUCAGGAUGGAGUGGUGAUAAUAAUAACGAUUAUGUACAAUCACCACAAAGCUGCUACUACUACUCUGAACUUGUUCAGCCUCAAGAGGUGAAAUCAAGGAUUGGGAGCAGGUUAUAUCGAUUCGUCAAGGCAAGUUUGAACCGAGUGUCUAGUACAAGAAGUUCGGUAGAAUCAGAAACGACUCCAUCUGCACCAGUCACCACAUUACCAACGUCUCACUUACAACUAUCGCCGAUUGAUCCAACAGGAAACAAUAGUAUUGAUGAAAUCAUAUCUCACCCUUCGGUACAUAUCAAGAGCCAACCUGAAGUUUGGAAAAUGGUCUUUAAUGACGCAUCAUUAUCAGCCGCCAGAGCCUCGACUAGAUGUUCAAGCUUAAAUAUACACGGGAAUCAUUAUGAAAGAAAUUCAAACUACAUUAGUGAUGGAAAUUAUCAUAUACAUCAACUGCUGCAUCACAACGAAAAUUUUGCAAUGAAAUUGAUGCAAACAAAGUUGGAAUAUUACCCAAAAGCAACGUCGCUCUGA